Messenger RNA from Amaranthus tricolor (Joseph's coat), 1899 nucleotides. RefSeq lists its product as uncharacterized. The transcript is spliced from 8 exons. The record is from RefSeq and is a predicted model, not a curated record. Bases 199 to 1536 code for a protein of 445 amino acids. Lineage: Eukaryota; Viridiplantae; Streptophyta; Magnoliopsida; Caryophyllales; Amaranthaceae. Gene Ontology annotation, molecular function: oxidoreductase activity.
UUGCUAGCGACAACGACAGAAUAACGAAGAUACACUCAUCAAUCCAAUCCAAACCAAAACUUAAAUAUAUGUUAUUUGUUCUUUCUAUCUAUUCUACUUUCACCUACUCUAUAAUUUUCUCAUGAUCAUAAUCUUCAAUUCACAAUUCAAUCUAAACGAAACCCUAAUUCUCUUCCCGAUUUCCAACUUUCAAUUGCCAUGGCUUCUUUAAUCCGUAAGUCAAUAAUCAAUCGAACAAUAUUCAAGCUAUCCUCCAUUGCUACCUCUCAAUCCAAUUCACUUCGCAUUAAUACUCCUUUUAUUAACUCCUUGACGAGCAUUUCACCUCAUUCUGCUUCCUUUUCUUCUUCUUCUUCUUCUUCUUCUUCUUCUUCUUCUUCUUCAUCGUUUAAUGUCAAUGGAAGUGGUGCUUCUUAUAUGAGGGGAGUGAUGUUUACAGAAGUAAAUCAGCCUCUCGUUAUUGAAGAUUUUCACAUGCCUCGUCCUAAAGCUAAUGAAAUUCUCGUUAAAAACAAAGCGUGUGGAGUAUGCCACUCCGAUCUACAUGUGAUAAAAGGUGAAAUCCCAUUUAGCAGCCCUUGUGUUUUGGGCCAUGAGAUCACGGGUGAAGUUGUAGAACAUGGCCCUCUUACUGAUAAAAAAAUCAUCCAAAGAUUUCCUAUUGGGUCACAUGUUGUUGGAGCUUUUAUUAUGCCUUGCGGUAACUGUUCCUUUUGUGCGAAGGGGCAUGAUGAUCUCUGUGAAGAUUUCUUUGCUUAUAACCGGGCAAAAGGGACUUUGUACGACGGUGAAACACGAUUAUUCCUUAGAAGCAAUGGGAAACCAGUGUACAUGUACAGCAUGGGAGGCCUUGCAGAAUUUUGCGUAAUGCCAGCUCAUGGAUUAACUGUACUGCCAGACUCGUUGCCAUUUACAGAGUCCGCAAUUUUAGGAUGUGCUGUUUUUACAGCUUAUGGAGCUAUGGUUCAUGCCGCUGAAGUGCGUGGUGGGGACACCAUUGCUGUGAUUGGUAUUGGAGGUGUUGGCACUAGCUGUUUGCAGAUAGCACGUGCUUUUGGUGCUUCUGCUGUUAUUGCUGUGGACAUUAGUGAUGAAAAGCUUGAGAAAGCUAAGGCUACUGGUGCUACUCACGCAGUGAAUGCUCUUAAAGAAGAUGCAGUUGAAAAAAUUAAAGAAAUAACUGGAGGAGUUGGUGUUGAUAUUGCCGUUGAGGCACUGGGAAAACCCCAAACAUUCCAGCAGUGCAUACAAAGUGUUCGUGAUGGAGGCAAAGCUGUCAUGAUUGGUCUUGCAGAUUCCAGUGCUAGAGGGGAGGUUGAUAUAAAUCGUCUUGUUCGUAGAAAGGUGAAGAUUAUUGGUUCGUAUGGAGCGAGAGCUAGACAGGACCUUCCCAAGAUAGUUAAGCUGGCCGAGACAGGUGCCUUCAGUCUCAACUCAGCAGUUUCAAGAAUUUACAACUUUGAAGAAGCAGAUAGUGCGUACCAAGAUCUCGGGCUGGGAAGCAUCAUCGGCCGUGCUGUAGUUAACAUUGCUUGACAGGUACUCAGGCCUCGGGGUGGAUGAUAUACUUGUAUCUGAAAAAUAAAAAUAAGAUGUAUGUGAAGCUAAUUAGAUGAAUGCUGAAUGUAUUAAUAUGUUUGUGCAAUAUGUAACAAGUUCUAUGAAAUCUUCUAGUUAAAUUCCGAUUCCCUGCUGGUUUAGUAUAGCUGCCGGAACAGGCGCAGGCCGCAGCGAGCCUGAUUCACUGUACUUUUAUAUGUCUUGAUAUGAUCGUUGAAUCCCUUGGAACAUUUACAUGGCCAUACGCCUAACAAGUAUAACCUGUAUGGAAAAUGUUAUAUGUAUGACAAGAGUUUCUUGUAUGCUAAGUUUAGCAUAAAAGCAUAUUAUUAGUUACCA